AUGAAGCUUAUAAAAAUAAGUAUGGAAGACGAGUGUAACAUAACAGUGAGAUAUAGAACUGUCCGUAAACAUUUAGAUAGUUUAGGAUACAAACAUGCACUUACAUUGGAUACACUUCCUUUGAUAGAAAAGUUAUUGGCUGAUUUAAUACAGACAACAGAAAGCUUAAAGCAUUUUAAGAGUAUAGCUCAAGAAAACAUUGAGGCACAUACUCAGCUGCAAUCAGCAAUUGAUCCUUAUAAAUGUGAUAAUGUGAGGCUAGUUCAAGAAUGUAACCAGCUUCACAUAGAUUUGAUAAAAGAAAAGGAAAGUCAUCAGAAGCAAAUUAAGGAUCUUAAGAAAGAAAUAUAUAAAUUGGAGCAUGAAUGUAAUAAUCUUCAACUAGUAUCUUCUCGUAAUUUGCAUAGGAUUAAAGAAUUAGAGAUUGAAUCUGCUAAGAAGUCAAAAAAAAUUUUGGAACUUCAAGGAAAGUGUUUGAAGCCAACUAUCAGCAAUGUAGGAUUAGGAAUUUUUGAAAUAAAAAUUUUAUAUUUUCUAGAAAGUGAACCAUUACCAAAAUCAGGAACUAAAUCUGCCCCAUUACCAAAUUUAAGCACAGUUGAACCAAAAAUUGUUGAUUUAUUAAGCAUGGCAGAUCAUAAGAUGAACUGUUUAAGUCAUGAGGUAACAAAAUUAAAAGGAGAACUUUCUUUACAAAUCGACAAUGUACAAACAUUAAAAUGUCAGUUAACUACUAAGGAGAAAGAAAUUUUGCGCUUGAAGAAAAUGUUAGAAGGAGGUAGACCUUACACUGCAGUUUCUAAAGAUUGUGCAUGUAAAAGAGCAGACAACAAUUUUGCAAUGUCUAGUCACAAUGUAGAUGCUAAUGAAUUGAAAAUUCUUCAGCAAGAAAAAUUAGAAUUGGAGCAGCAAUUAAAAGAAGCUUUAAAUAAACAGCAUGAUGCCAUGUCUCAAGCACUUAAACUUGCUGAUCAAAAUGAGGAAUUGGAAAAGGAAUUGAGAGAUAUAGAUCAUAUAGCUUUAGCUGUGGAGGCUGAUUGUAAUUCUGCAGUUAAAGAAAAUAAUAGAAGAGUUUCUAAAUUGCAGGAAAAGUUAGAAAAUGUAAUGCAACGAGUACAUAUAUUAGAAGAUGAAUUAACUGCUGAACGUAGAGGAGUUCAAGAAUUGAGAGCAGAUCUAGAAGCUUGUAGAUUGGAAAAACUUAAUAUUGAGCAUACUUUAGAAUCUACUUUAGAUGAAAAAAAGCAGAUAACUGAUAGGAUAAAUGAGCUAACAAUAAUUGAAAAAAAUUUGAACGACGAAAUAGAAAGAUUGGCUAAGGAAAAUGAGAAACAAAGACAAGAUAUUAUUCAGUUACAAUAUAACAAUAAACUAUUAAAGAAUCAAAUGAGCAUACGGGAAACUUCACUAGAUGACGAAGGAGUAAAUUCAAAAGGAACUAAAGAGAAAGGGAGGAAGAAUGAUUAUAAUAGAGGACAGAAUAGAAUAGAUCUUCACGAAAUAUAUAAAGAAAGAGAAAUUCUUCAAAACGGAAGCAGUACUGGAUACAACAGUGUACUAAAGCAAUUAGAUGAAAAAGAAAUUCAAAUAAAUGACUUACAACAGGCGUUUGAACACUUGAGGAGAGAACGAGACUUUUACAGAAACGAAUACAACAACGUUAAGGAUAAUUACAGCAAAACGAUUGAAAAAGAUCAUAUUGACUUAUGGUCACAACUUCGAGAAUUGAAACGUCAAUUGAAUGAAAAAGAGAACGCAUUGGAUGAUUUACAACGAGAAAAUAAGAAACUGUUUCGCGAGAAAACUAAUUUAGAGAUACGCUUACAAACUUGUAAAGGUGAACAUAAAGCAUCUUGUCGACCCUGCAACGUGUGCAAACGAGUUAGUGCAUGUAAUUGUUCUCCUUCAGUUAUGACAGAUAGUAAGACGAAGGGGAUUAUUGAACGUUUGGAACAUGAACGAGAUAUUGCUCAAGCGGAUGUGGAACGUUUAAUAGAAGAGCGUGAUGCGUUGCGUGAAAGAUUAAAGAUGUCAACGGAAGCACAUACGUCUGAACAACGUCGGUUGAGAGAAAAUUUAACCGAUGUUGAAACCCGGCUAAAACAGAUAGAAAAAGAACGACAAGAUCUUCUACUUACGCAAGGAGCUCGUAAAGCAACCAUAAAUGGUCUCGAAGACCAAUUACAAGAUUUGCGAGAAGAAUUACGACGAACCAAACAAGAAUUAGGAAAUCAACGCACACAAUAUUUUCAACUUCGUGCUCUACAAGAUCAAACGGAUCAGGCGUUGGGAGAUGCUCAGAAUCAAUUAUCGCAAUCGGAGACUGAAUUAAAUAAUACACUGGAUCGCAAUAGGGUGAUGGAGCGACAGCAGUUGCAGUUUGAAAAUCAAGUGAAGGAAUUACAACAAGAAAUCAGUAAUCAUAAAACAAAUAUGACGCACUUGGAUCACGAAAAAGAUCAAUUGCUAAUGGUGUUAGACGAGAAGACGGAAAGAAUAGCUGUCUUGGAAAGAGAAAUAAUGUUGAAAGAUCAACAAGUAAUAGGAAGUGAACAUCAAAUUCGCGAGCUACAGCACAAAAACGAUAUAUGCGUAGAUCAGAGUGCAGAUAAAGAGAGGCAAUUGAUAUCGAUGCAAAUAGAAAUAGAGAAUCUUCAACGACAACUGCAAACCGUCACAUACGAUCGGGAGAACGCGAUUCAGGAGAAUCGACGAAUCCAGGACGAUUUGGCGGCGGCGACUUGCGAAGUGAGAAAUCUAGAGCGCGAAUUAGAAACGUCCCGCGCUCAAUCUUUCGAUCUGAAGAGGCAACUUCAAACUUACGUCAGCGAGGUCCGCAGGGCUGAAGAGCUUCUUAAUAGGAAGGAAAAUGAAAGAACGGAAAUGUUGAAUCACUUCAGAAGCCUGAGUUUAGAGGCUACCGUUUUAGAGAACAACAACCAUAGCUUGGAGUCAAAAGCAGCAGAAGCAAGGGGUGCUCUUCAAACGGCUACGGAUCGAAUGUUAGAUUUGGAACGACAAUUGGCCGACAGGGAGAGUUUAAUAAGAAGCUAUGAGACACAGAUUAGUGAUUUAACUCAAAAUGUGGCCAGCAUGGAAACGCAGUUGCGUCAGCAAGGGGAACAGAGACAUAGAAUAGAGGCUGACUUAAUUGCUGUCAGAGAUCUGUGCAUGAAGCUGGAUCAACAGAAAGAUACGCUUAUGCACGAGCUUGAUGAUAAAGAUUCACUUAAAUCACAGUAUGAUAUGCAAAUUGCUAAAUUAAAGGCGGAACAAUCCGUAAUUCAAGACCAAAUGAUCAAGGAUCGCGCAACAGUGGAGCAUCUCGAGAUGCUUUUGGACCAGGCGAGACAAGAAUCUAUAACUGUACAGACUAACAACCAGGAGCUCCAAAACGAGAUGUCCAGAUUAAGGCAGAAAAUGUCUGAGCUUCAGAACAAGUUAUCUUCGGAAUCGUCGAAACUUCGACAGUAUCAAAAUCAGGCUGCAGAAUACUGCAAGCAAAUCAGUGAACUGCGUAGACAAGUCACGAAUGAGCGAUUUGAUCGUGCCAGAAAAGAAGAAGAGAAUCGCAGAUAUUUGCAGAGUGAAACAAGCAAGGAGUAUGAUGGCCUACUGGAAAGAAGCAUGAUGGUAAUUUCUACUGGUGUAUUACAGUCAAGAUCUUUGAAUGAAGAAAAUAACGGCAAAUAUGAUAACCAAACGAAAGAUGCUCAACAUGAUGUUCCUUGCAUUAACAUAAUAGUACAGCCAGAUAGUAAAAUGCACUCAAGUCAGUCUAACUAUGUACAAAAGGAAAGUAUACAAAAUGAAAAUACACCAAUGCUUCCAAAUAAUGAAGAUUCAAUGAAAACUGAUUUAAAGGCAUUGGACAUGUCACAAUUUAAUUCAUUCAAUAAGAAAUAUGAUAACACUGCCUGUAAUACAGAAAAUUGUUUCAAUAUAUCACAGUUAAAAUUAUGGCAAAAUAGAGGCGAAUAUAAUCAAGGUAACAAGGCUUCAAUUUUUAAUAACGUUUCACAAAUUCAGUACAGGAGAAGUCCAUCACCCUGGACUUAUCCUAUUCAUCCACCUGAGAUGUACUAUCAUAAAUUUAAUGCUGAUACAGUUAAAACGAACUUGUUUCCCAAGGUUAAUACGACAGAUUUAGGACAAACGACAAUGUUACGUGGAAAUACGACAAAAGCAUUGGAUGUGCCCUUAAAAGAAUUACCUUUAAAGAAUUUUCCUAUGAAAAAAUUACAGAGUAGUAUCAGAGAAGAUGAAAGCAAUAAGGUGUCUAGAAAGACAAAAGAAGAUGAAUCUUUUAAUUUAAAAACAACUAAUGAAACUGAAGAUUUUACUAAUAUUCCAAAAACAUAUUUGAAAUCAACUUCAGAAAAUUCUGCAAACUUGAUGGAAACAAAUUUAAAGCUUAAAUCUAAAAAUACAUUGCCUAAUUCUAAAUUUAGAACAAUAGAAAAUUCAAUAAAAUUUGCAAGUUGCAGGACAAGCAAAAAUUGGAUGAAAAGCAGUAAAUUUGUAAACACCUUUUGUACUAACCAAAUACACAAGUACAUGAAUAAUUAUGAAACACACAGUGUACCACGGAAUCACGGAAAUGAUACACCUCCUAUAAUUCCAUUCAGAACUACAAAAUUAACAAAUUUGUUAAUUCAAAAGAACAGUGAUUUUUGUACUGACACAAAUUGUAAUAACACUAACUGUACCGUAUUAAGUAAUCAACAAAAGGAUGAAUAUUGCAACACAACUACAAAUAUACAAUUCAUGAAGUCUGAAAGAGACUUUCAUGACAAUGAAUGUGAAAACAAAUGCAUAAGUACAAUUGACAGUGCUUUGGAUAUAUUGCAAAACAUGUUGGAAGGAGUCAAAAAAUUCAAAAAUAAAGAUACAACAGAAUCCAAAGUUCAAAGUUAUGCAAACAAAGAAAUGAGAUGUAAAAACAAGGCUUGCAAUUAUGUCAAUGCAAGGAAUGAAAAGGCAACCUCAAAAUUGAAUUACAAUUCUCUUAAUGCAACAGAGUUAAUGAGACCAGAGUGCAUGAAAAUGUUACAAGAAAUUAAAAAGCAUACUGAAACAUUAGAAGAACAAUUAAUCGUGAUGAACAAAAAUAUGAGAGCUAAGAGAAAAGCAAAUGAAAAAUCUGUUACUAUUUCAGAAAAUUCGAAGACAAAACAACAAAGAGAUAUAAUUACACAGAUCCCUGAGAAAAAAAAUAUUUAUGUGCAGAAGCCAUGUUCGAUCGGUAGUUAUGUAAAAUGUCCUCAAAGUAGGCAGUUAAAAUCAGGAUAUAAUUCUGAUUAUGUUAAAAACAAAUAUAUAACUAUUCAGGAAAUUAGUGAAAAAAACAUACACAAGAAAAACGUUAAGGAUAAAAGUUACAAGAACUGCAAUGCUAAAUCACAGAUAUUGCAUUCUACUGAUAAUUCAAGAGAUGUAAAAAAUAUCCAAUGUCAAUGUGAAAAAUCUUCAUCGUUUCAUAAUUUUAGUACUACGGAUUUUUUACCAUUUGCUACAUCGACACCUAAAACACUAAAUUUAUUACAGCAUAAAAAAAGUAUUUGUUACAUUUCAAAUUGUACCCAAACUGACGCCAUGCUUAAAGACAAUUUACCAGUAAUACAAAAUAAAAAAACUGUGUCAAACGGAUUAAGUCAUGUUGUAGAGAAAAAGAAUAAAGCAAUUGAUUUGAUUAGUGUAAAUGAUGAGCAAAAAUCUUUAGCUUCUAAUGAAGACUUCGUUACAAUAUUGCUCUUAACGAAAGGCGUAAAUAAUAAAUAUUUAAAAUCCAAAUAUAAAAAAUUGGAGUUUUUGAGUUUUAGGCCAAAAUGUAUAAUCAACUCGCAUAUUUUAUGUGAUCAAAGAUCAAUCAGAUGUAGGUUACCCAGGCGAAAAGUGCAGAUACCUAUUGUGUUCAAAUCAAAAUCUGUAAGAUGUAAAACUGAAGAUUGUCGUGCUAAUAGAAACAAUCAUAUGCAGUUUGUGGAGCACUCACCAAACAAUUGCAAUGAUUUAGUAACUACUGUUUGCACACAAUCGUCCAAUUUAAAAAUCACUACUGCCACCUCAAUUCCUUGUAUUUGUCGUAUCGAUAAAAACAUUGUAGAAAAUUAUACUAAAGAAAGCACAACAGAAAAAGAAGCCUGUAUAUUAAGUUGA
Habropoda laboriosa is the source of this 6159-nucleotide messenger RNA. It is a transcript of the gene Cep135, whose product is annotated as centrosomal protein of 135 kDa. The transcript is spliced from 20 exons. NCBI's taxonomy places the organism in Eukaryota, Metazoa, Arthropoda, Insecta, Hymenoptera, Apidae. The record is from RefSeq and is a predicted model, not a curated record. Bases 1 to 6159 code for a protein of 2052 amino acids.